This is a messenger RNA of Carya illinoinensis, 1534 nucleotides long. RefSeq names its product receptor-like protein 56. Bases 408 to 1334 code for a protein of 308 amino acids. Lineage: Eukaryota; Viridiplantae; Streptophyta; Magnoliopsida; Fagales; Juglandaceae. Gene Ontology annotation, molecular function: protein binding. The transcript has 9 exons. The record is from RefSeq and is a predicted model, not a curated record.
CUGCUGUACUUGGGAGCGAGUCUCGUGCAACUCCACCACAGCCUUUCAAGGAGCUAGCAAGUCUUGAUUUGUCCGGCAAUGAAAUUGAUGGUUGCAUACCUAAUGAAGGUUUUGAAAGGCUAGCUGUAUUGAGAAGGUUGGAGGUAUUGAACCUCACUUUUAAUUACUUUGAAGAUAGCAUUUUACCAUCCCUAACUCAACUUUCAUCCCUUACCACAUUGGUUCUUGCGCAUAAUGAUCAUUUGGGAAAUUGGGCAAUAGCUGCAGGUUCUAAAAGCUUGUCAAAGUUAGAGAACCUAGAAACAUUGGAUAUUAGUUUCACUAAUUUCAACAAGAGCUCCAUAUCAUCGUUGAGUACUGCAAGCAAAUCAUCAUCCCUUAGGAAUCUGAAUCUUGCUGGACUUUUGAUGGAAGGACCCUUACCUGCCCAAGAAUUAUCGACGUUAGAAAACUUGGAGAGGUUGGAUUUAAGUAGGAAUGGUCUCACGGACGGCUUAACACCCAAAGAAUUCCAUAGUUUGUCUAAACUGAGCAAGCUAAAGCACUUAGAUUUAAGUUGGAAUAACUUCGGGAAGCAAAUUUUAAGAGUUUUGGGCGCCCAACUCCCAGCCCUCAAGUCUUUGAACCUAAGUACCAACGAAAUCGAAGGGCCUCUUUCUAUCAAAGAAAUGGCUAAUCUAAGCAACUUGGAGGUCUUGAUCUUGCGAGAUAACCUACUUACUGGAAGAUUACCAAUCCAAGAUUUGGCAAAUUUAAGUAGGUUGGAGAUUUUAGAUAUGCAUGGAAAUCACUUCACUGGGAGUAUUUCUCCAUAUAUUGGGGCACUAUCCUUGGCGAAGGCUAUAUCCUUAUCUGACAAUGAUUUCAAUGGAGAUUUUCCUUCUCAAGAUUUGUGCAGAUUGAAGAAACUUGAAGAAUUUGAUAUUUCGGGCAAUGAAUUUGAAGGGAUCCUUCCUCGAUGCAUAAAUAAUAUGUCAUCACUAAGAUUGUUUGAUAUAUCUGGUAAUCGUUUCAUUGGAAACUUGUCUUCAUCUCUAAUAGCUAGCUUGAGUCCCACAGCUAUUGAGUAUAUUGAUCUUAGUCAUAAUCUAUUUGAGGGCCUAUUCUCAUUCAGCUUAUUCGCUAAUCAUUCCAAGCUUGAGGUGGUUCGAUUUAUGAGCGACAACAGCAAACUUGAGAUUGAAACUGAAAAUCCAGUCGAUUGGACCCCAUUAUUUCAGUUAAAGGCCCUAGUAUUGCGAAAUUGUAAUAUGAACAAGCUAACGGCAAUAUUCCGAAGUUUCUCUUUGAUCAGCACAGAUUGGAAGUAUUUGAUUUCUCUCACAAUAAGUUGAAAGGAAGCUUCCCCUUUUGGUUGCUAAAAAAUAUAAUACAAGGCUACGACUGCUAAAUCUUAGAAAUAAACUACUUUCAGAUCGAGAUAUGGGCAUUAUGAAUUUAAGGUGAUGCCUUUUGGGUUAGCCAAUGCCCCUGCCGCUUUUAUGGAUUUAAUGAAUCGGGUAUUUAGACCUUAUUUGGAUUCCUUUGUGGUAGU